Pseudomassariella vexata is the source of this 918-nucleotide messenger RNA. RefSeq lists its product as uncharacterized. The annotation marks the transcript as partial. The transcript has a single exon. NCBI's taxonomy places the organism in Eukaryota, Fungi, Ascomycota, Sordariomycetes, Amphisphaeriales, Pseudomassariaceae. The record is from RefSeq and is a predicted model, not a curated record.
AUGAAGGGACGCCCGGUCGACCAAAUCGUCUACGAGUACAUGUUUCCCAAGCCCCGGCCCACCGACCCUCAGCAUUUCCACGCACUCCUCCACCGACACCUCAUCCUCGAAGUCCGCCAGGAAGUGCACUCUUUCUACGGACAUCUCGACACUCAAGAAGCAAAGUAUCCAGGCCUCGACUACUGCCAUCGCAUCCAUCGAAUACGACUUGGACGAUGGCCUUGGCACCGACGCUUGUUUCGGGCAUUUGAUGCCCUACGCCUGACGAACGCCGAGAUCGCAGGUCUUACCAAAUGGGAGGGUACCAAAUGGGCCAAGGAGCGCUACGAAAGAGAUUCGGGAGAGACCAUCGUAGACACUGCAGACGCGGGCUUUCCCGACUGGAUCGAGCCGGAGGACAGAUCGGCUGCUCUACGUGCGACGUUGCGCGGGGAGACUGAUGAUUUGGAGGACGACGCGUGCGAGGGUCAGGAUGAGGAUAUGGAAGGCGAGGAGAGCGAGGGGGAGUUGGAGAGCAUUGGUGUAGCGCUGAAUGAGCGUCUGCGUGAACGAGCCGCGCGCCACGAGGCCGGCGAUACAUCAGAGCCUCUGGACGAGGAAUGGGAACAGUGGCUCAAGAACGCAAUCGACUCUGGCGAACUUCCCUUCCUUUCCGAACAAAUCCUCCAACAGUCCAACGACCUGAUGUUGAUUCCCCAAGCGCUUUUCCCCCCGAGGAUGUUAAGCGCUGCUCGAUCUGGCGACUGGCAAGACAUCCCCGAGUUCCUGCAUGAUAUGCUUCGACGCACUCUCGAGACAGAAGCAGCAACCGCAAACAACGCUUCAUCUACGUCGGGAGCCUCACCUAGUCGACAUGCCUAUUCGCCCUGGCGGCGGACGUAUUCGGAUCUUCGCCUCCCAGUAGGCGACCGCGGAACC